AUGAGGCCCCGGCCUCGCCUGGCUCCGCCCGCCGGCCUCGCGGUGCCCGUGGCGGGCGACCAGCUACGCGAGGCCCGGUCACCAAUCUCCGGAAAGGAGGAGAUUGUUCCUGAGUUUGAGGGUGGCUGCCAAGACAGAAGGGUCAGCGAAGGAGGCAGCACAGACCUAAAGGAGGUAUUCAAGGACAGGAAUCUCAUCGUUUUCGCUAGUGACCAUCAGUACCCCGACCACUCGGUUCAGCUGGACUUUCAUUUUGCACGUGGCGGCCGAGGUACCACUCACUGGCACGGCCUUCUCCAAGGACACAGCCUUUUUCUUGACAUGCCUCACCGUGUCCUGGACCUCAACUGCCGUGAAAGUCUGACUGCAACGCUGGAAUACAUUGAGGAAAAAACAGAGGCAGACCAGGUGUUCAUCAACUUCCACAAGUCCCGGUCUGAUCGGGCCGACUUGCUAAGGGCAUUUGGCUUUUUGGGUUUUGAACUCGUGCAUCCAGACCACCCUGCCCUUCCACCCUGGGAGGAUACCAUUUUCAUGGCCUACACCAUGGAACAAGGCCUCUGCCAGGAGCAGGAGACCCCCCCGGCAGGCACACCGGACCAAGCAGAUGGGGCAGCAACAGUGAACAGCUUUCACUGAACGACGCGCCAGUGAGUGCAUCCAUCUGUCCCCGCACCCAGCGCCAUUAA
Messenger RNA from Varanus komodoensis (Komodo dragon), 689 nucleotides. It is a transcript of the gene OAZ3, whose product is annotated as ornithine decarboxylase antizyme 3. Lineage: Eukaryota; Metazoa; Chordata; Lepidosauria; Squamata; Varanidae. The record is from RefSeq and is a predicted model, not a curated record. Gene Ontology annotation, cellular component: cytoplasm; nucleus. Bases 1 to 639 code for a protein of 212 amino acids. Gene Ontology annotation, biological process: positive regulation of protein catabolic process. The transcript is spliced from 5 exons. Gene Ontology annotation, molecular function: ornithine decarboxylase inhibitor activity.